UGGAUAUAUUAACCUAUGUCACAUGGAAGCUGAGUGGCCUGCCAAAACACCGUGUGAUUGGAAGUGGCUGCAAUCUAGACACAGCUAGAUUUCGCUAUCUGAUGGCUGAGAGACUCGGAAUCCACCCAACCAGCUGCCAUGGCUGGAUCUUGGGAGAACAUGGUGAUUCUAGUGUGGCUGUUUGGAGCGGAGUUAAUGUGGCAGGCGUCUCUCUCCAGGAGCUGAACCCUGCCAUGGGGACUGACAAAGAUGGUGAGAACUGGAAGGAGGUCCACAAGCAAGUGGUUGAAAGUGCCUAUGAGGUAAUUAGACUUAAGGGAUACACGAACUGGGCUAUUGGCCUUAGUGUUGCUGAACUCUGUGAGACCAUGCUGAAGAACUUGUACCGAGUUCAUUCAGUCUCAACACUGGUAAAGGGUAUGUAUGGAAUUGAGAAUAAUGUCUUCUUGAGCCUUCCUGCUGUCCUAAGUGCCUCUGGAAUGACAAGUGUCAUCAACCAAAAGCUGAAGGAUGAUGAGGUGCUUCAGCUGAAGAAGAGCGCAGAUACAUUGUGGAACAUCCAGAAAGAUCUCAAAGAUCUCUAACUCAUGAAUGUUAAGUUCCAGCAAUACGAAAAGAGCAUGUUGUGUGCAAAAUUCAGCUCUACUCACUAUACAUCUCUGGUUAACAUUUAAUGCUCUUCCAGACUGAGCUUUGUCCACAGUAGCUAAACUUACGCUUGCUGUAACGCAGACCUUAUGAACAAAUAAAGUCACUUUCAGGCA
Messenger RNA from Phaethon lepturus (White-tailed tropicbird), 764 nucleotides. Its product is annotated as L-lactate dehydrogenase B chain. The record is from RefSeq and is a predicted model, not a curated record. Gene Ontology annotation, biological process: carboxylic acid metabolic process. The annotation marks the transcript as partial. Gene Ontology annotation, molecular function: L-lactate dehydrogenase (NAD+) activity. The transcript has 4 exons. Lineage: Eukaryota; Metazoa; Chordata; Aves; Phaethontiformes; Phaethontidae.